CACCCACCGCGCGCUCGACGCACCAAGCCAUGGCCCGCACGAAGCAGACGGCGAGGAAGUCCACCGGCGGCAAGGCCCCGCGCAAGCAGCUGGCCACCAAGGCGGCGCGCAAGUCGGCGCCCGCCACCGGCGGCGUGAAGAAGCCGCACCGCUUCCGCCCGGGCACCGUCGCGCUCCGCGAGAUCCGCAAGUACCAGAAGAGCACCGAGCUGCUCAUCCGCAAGCUCCCCUUCCAGCGCCUCGUCCGCGAGAUCGCCCAGGACUUCAAGACCGACCUCCGCUUCCAGUCCUCCGCCGUCUCGGCCCUGCAGGAGGCCGCCGAGGCCUACCUUGUGGGGCUGUUCGAGGACACCAACCUCUGCGCCAUCCACGCCAAGCGCGUCACCAUCAUGCCCAAGGACAUCCAGCUCGCGCGACGCAUCCGGGGCGAGAGGGCCUAGGCUAGCACCGUUCUCGUUCUUGUACCUGCGGGUGUAUCAGUCUGGGUUAGCUUCUUGUUUUAGACGGUGUUGAGUAAUGGAGACGUGCUAGUGUUGUACGAAGUUCAACGUUUCUUGCCUUGUAAUCGUGUGUUCUGAUGUUACCAUCUUGUUGUCAUCAGCAACUGAAAAAGAGAAUGUUUAUGUGAUCUGAAA
Lolium perenne is the source of this 635-nucleotide messenger RNA. Its product is annotated as histone H3.2. The record is from RefSeq and is a predicted model, not a curated record. Gene Ontology annotation, molecular function: DNA binding; structural constituent of chromatin; protein heterodimerization activity. Gene Ontology annotation, cellular component: nucleosome. NCBI's taxonomy places the organism in Eukaryota, Viridiplantae, Streptophyta, Magnoliopsida, Poales, Poaceae.